AUGUCACAGCCACGUCUGAUUCUGCUCCAUGCCAUGUCACAGCCACGCCUCAGCCUGCUCCAUGCCAUGUCAAAGCCACGCCUCAGCCUGCUCCAUGCCAUGUCACAGCCACGCCUCAGCCUGCUCCAUGCCAUGUCACAGCCACGCCUCAGCCUGCUCCAUGCCAUGUCACAGCCACGCCUCAGCCUGCUCCAUGCCAUGUCAAAGCCACGCCUCAGCCUGCUCCAUGCCAUGUCACAGCCAAGCCUCAGCCUGCUCCAUGUCAUGUCACAGCCACGCCUCAGCCUGGUCCAUGUCAUGUCACAGCCACACCUCAGCCUGGUCCAUGUCAUGUCACAGCAACACCUCAGCCUGCUCUGUACCAUGUCACAGUCAAACCUCAGCCUGCUCCAUGCCAUGUCACAGCCAUGUCUGAGUCUGCUCCAUGCCAUGUCACAGUCACGCCUUAGCCUGCUCCAUGUCAUGUCACAGCCACGUCUCAGCCUGCUUCAUGCCAUGUCACAGCAACGCCUCAGCAUGCUCCGUACCAUGUCACAGUCAAACCUCAGCCUGCUCCAUGCCAUGUCACAGCCACGCCUCAGCCUGCUCCAUGCCAUGUCACAGCCACGCCUCAGCCUGCUCCAUGCCAUGUCACAGCCACGCCUCAGCCUGCUCCAUGCCAUGUCACAGCCACGCCUCAGCCUGCUCCAUGCCAUGUCACAGCCACGCCUCAGCCUGCUCCAUGCCAUGUCACAGCAAUGCCUCAGCCUGCUCCAUGCCAUGUCACAGCAAUGCCUCAGCCUGCUCCAUGCCAUGUCACAGCCAAACCUCAGUCUGCUCCAUGCCAUGUCACAGCCACAUCUGAGUAUGCUCCACAUCAUGCCACAGCCAUGUAUGAGUCUGUUUUGCCAGAGUCUGUGUUGCCAGCCUCGUCUGUCCCAGAGCCAGCGUUGCCAGCCUUGUCCGUCCCAGAGCCAGCGUUGCCAGCCUCGUUCGUCCCAGAGCCCACGUUACCUAUGUUGGCCUCCCGGAGGAGGAGGAGGCCAUGUUCUCUGCCCAUGUACACGACCACAGAGGUCGUCUCCGAGUCUCCAUACCAUGUCAUAGCCAAACCUCAGCCUGCUCCAUGCCAUGUCACAGCCACGUCUGAGUUUGCUCAAUGUCAUGCCACAGCCAUGUACUAGUCUGUUUUGCCAGAGCCUGCAUUGCCAGCCUCGUCCUUCCCAGAGCCAGCGUUGCAAGCCUUGUCCAUCCCAGAGCCAGCAUUGCCAGCCUCGUUUGUCCCAGAGCCCACAUUACCUACCAUGUUCAUGACCACAGAGGUCAUUUCCAAGUCUCUGCCCAUGUUCAUGACCACAGAGGUCGUCUCCGAGUCUCUGCCCAUGUACACGACCACGGAGGUCGUUUCCAAGUCUCUGCCCAUGUACACGACCACAGAGGUCGUCUCCGAGUCUCUGCCCAUGUACACGACCAUGGAGGUCGUUUCCAAAUCUCUGCCCAUGUACAUGACCACAGAGGUCAUCUCCGAUUCUCUGCCCUUGUACACGACCACGGAGGUCGGUUCCAAGUCUCUGUCCAUGUUCAUGACCACAGAGGUCACCUCCAAGUCUCUGCUCAUGUUCACAACCACUGAGGUCAUUUCCCAGUCAUCCUGGACUCUUUCCCUCGAGCGUGCCACGGCUCUGCCUUCCACGACUCCGCCCCUCAAGCCUCCUACGGCUCCACUUUCCAUGGCUUUGCCCCUCGAGCCUCUCAAGGCUAGCCAGCCAUGGCUCUGCCUUCCAUGGUUUCGCCCCUCGGGCCUUCCGUGGCUUUGCCUUCCGUGGCUUCACCCUUCGAGCCUCCUAUGGCUCCGCCUUCCACGGCUUUGCCCCUCGAGCCUUCCAUGGCUCUGCUUGCCAUGGCUUCACCCCUCGAGCCUCCUACGGCUCUGCCUACCAUGGCUCCGCCCUCAGAGUCUUCCAUGGCUCCAGUCUCAAGUCUGGGGUCACCACCCAGGCCUCCUGACCCUGUUUCAGCCCUGUGGCCAUCAACCAGACCCCCUGAUCCAGUCCCUACCCUGAGGUGGUCUACUGAGUCUCAUGGCCAUCUGCCUGAUCUGCUCUGGUCUUCUGGGUCUCCUGGCCAUUCGCCUGAUAUACUCUGGUCUCCUGGGUCUUCUGGCUGUCCACCUGAUCUGCUCUGGUCUUCUGGGUCUCCUGGCCACCCGCCUGAUAUACUCUGGUCUCCUGGGUCUUCUGGCUGUCUACCUGAUCUGCUCUGGUCUUCUGAGUCUCCUGGCCAUCUGCCUGAUCUUCUCUGGUCUUCUGGGUUUCUUGGCCGACCACCUGAUAUACUCUGGUUUCCUGGGUCUUCUGGCCAUCCACCUGAUCUGCUCUGGUCUUCUGAGUCUCCUGGCCAUCUGCCUGAUCUGCUCUGGUCUCAAGGCUGUCUGCCUGAUCUGCCCUGGUCCCUUUGGUCUCCUGGUCGUCUGCCUGAUCUGCUAAGGUCUCCCUGGUCUCAUGGCUGUCCGCCUGAUCUGCCCUGGUCUCCUUGGUCUCCUGACCAUCCGCCUGAUCUGCUCUGGUCUCCUUAGUCUCUCGGCCGUCCACCCGAUCUGCUCUGGUCUCCCUGGUCUUCCGGCCCUCCACCUAAUCUGCUCUGGUCUCUUUGGUCUCUGGCUUCAUCUUGGCCCUGCCUCCCUUACCAGCCUUCCUUGGGCAUCAGGAGCUGCCCAUUAGAGGUGGGGCUAUGUCAUAAUUCACUCUUGUUUGCCAUGUGUUUCUCCCCUGUCAUCUGUUCCUCCCAGACUACACUUCCCAUAAUUCCCUGCCCUCAUCACUGCCAGCUGUCCUUGAUUGUCCUCACCUGUGUUUCAUUAACUUAUUAGUCUUUGUGUAUAUAAUCCCGUGAUUUCUGUUCAGUCCUUGUCAGUUGUUUUGUGUUUUGACCUUCUGUGUAUGACCAGUGCCCUUCGUGAAUGUUUCCUUUGUUCCUGUGUUUUCCCAUUGUGGAUGUUUCUUUUGUUCCUGUGUUUACCCCGUUAUUUUGUACUUUGUUUACUUCACGUCAUUAAACUCUUUUUAGCUGCACUUAGAUCCAGCUCUCGUUACUUCCUUUUGAACGUUACAUCAACAGCAAGGUAAGAAUUCUUUUUUUAAAGCUAAGAAUAUUAACGGUCGAUAGCACAUGUGUUUUGUGUAUUUUUAAGUGUCGCAAUUGGUCAGUAAACUGUUCAGUGUUUUGUUUGUAAUCAUUGAUUCGUACUUUUCUCAGUUUUGUAACAUUCCAGUGUUGGACAGUAUUUCCUAAUUUUUAUAUGGCUUUUACUUUUAUAAAUUGCACAUUACAUAUUGAUUACAUUACCAUACUGGCAACGGUAAAACAUUAUAUUGUAAUUUGCUGAUUGGGUCCUUUUUUUUAAUCAUAUAAAUUAAAAUUUCUACUUUAAAGCUGUCUGAGUCAGAGCCAAAAGUAUGUUUGGUACGUAUUCAUGUAUUUUUAAAGAUAAAAAUAAAUAAAUAAAUAGAUCCUAGUUGUAAUAAGUCUCUUUUAGAAUUACACAAACAGUGAUUAAUUCGUAUCAAUAAAAUAUUAUAUAAUUUAUUAUGUAGGUGUAUGCUUUCUGUAAUGAUGGAUCAUGUAGGUAAUCAUUUUGCUAAUUGUUUAAUGCAACGAUGUGUAAACUGAUUUGUCAGUUUUAAUUUAAUUACUGUUCAAUUUGUGGGCUAUAAUGCUGAUCAAACACAAGCCAAAGAAGGUAAAGCUGGAAGGUGGAAUAAAAGACUGUACUGAUAUGAUAAUUGCAUAAUUUGUUUUUACAGAUUUUGAUAAGAAGUCAAUAUAGUGGCCAGUGCAUUGUGAUAUGAUAAUUAUUACAGAUUUAAAAGAUAAAACAAGGAUACAAUAUAGUGGUCAGUGCAAUGUAAUGUGGCCAGUGUUUAUUUUUAGCAGGCAUUUCUAGUCUCAAUUGUUUUGAGAGCUGCCAAAUGUCAAACCCAACAUUUUUCAGAGGGUACGUAUUGGCAAAUGUUAAUGAAAAACAUGAAUGAAACCAUAGAACGUAAUAUAGAGAUUGCUUGUCAACAGACAAUUGUUGUUGUUAUUCUGUAAAUUAUUGUUACAGUCUGGCCCUGCCUCUACCGAGACCUCUCCUCAUACUUCCAGAUGGCCUCCGCUUAGCUUAUCAUUGGUAACUUAUAAGUCUGAUUGAUGUAUAGACUACCCCCACCCCCCUCACGCACCUAUCGGCUGGCUGGGGGGUUGUGUAUUGAGCUGAAUUCUACUCUCCUAAAUAAUUUUUUGUUUUUGUUUAUGUAUGUAGGGUUGAUUUGUAUGUACUGUAAUUCAUUGGCUCUGUACUUUAAAUAUGCACAGUUUGUAAGAAAAUGUAAUCUGAUUUUAAAUGUAUGUCAUUCUUCUCUGUAACUCCCACUUUUAGUUUACAAAGCCACAGUUUAGAAGGUCCCACAGUGCUGCAGCCAAGCCUAAUAUAAACGUACCCAGGAAGAAGCUGGAGAUUCAGACCUCAUUUGCCUCCUCAACUACAUUGUCUGACAGUGUCAACCCUUCUUGCACACCCUUGGUGACAAGCAGCCCUUCUUCUUUCAACUCGAUGAGAGCCAGCCUUCUAUGUUCUUCUGAACUACUGAAAGCCAGCACAUCCCCUUCAGCAUCUGUAACCCUUUUCUUUGAUAUAGACAGCAUUUAUAAGCGUGGAGGUUGCAUAGUGAAUGCUGUACAUGCAAACUUGACAGAAACAAUCUUUCAUCACAUGUUCAAUAGGAUGCAUAUAAUAUGCAUACACAGAAGGUGUUUUUAUACAUACAGUAUAGAUAAAUAAUGAAGCAAAUCUCCUCCUGUACUCAAAGUUAUGCAUGUGACAUUCAUGUCAUACGCCUGCUAAGGGAGAUGACCUUGGGUAAUAACCCCACCAGACUGGCUAAGGAGCUGAAGGAGAACCAUGGGGAGGAGUGGCUUGACCACUUGGCACACUACAUGGGGGAGUGUGCAGUCUUUGCUGACCACUCCAGCCUCUUUCCAGUUACUUUCCAGGAGCUCCUGAGCCUAUCGAUGUCCCUACCAGCAAGUGGCUGCUGACCGUUUACGGAAAAGACAUUGUAAGCCGAAUGGAUCACAUUAAGGCCAGCAUUACCUCAACCUUUGGGUCCAUCUUAAAAAUGGAUUCAACAAAAAAGGAAUCCCAAAGAAGCUGGCGGGCAUUGCCAAGGGCACUGUCCUCUGUUGGCAAUGAGAGGGGCCAGAUCCUAAUCAGUGUUCUGACUGACCUGGAAGGACCCGCUUGAUGUUGCUUUUUUGUUUUUUCAGGCGAAGAGAGAGCAGCUGGAGGAGGAAAGGCUGCCUCUCAUCACUGAUGACCUGGUGAACAGACACAUUACAAAGAAGGAGCUGGCCCUCUAUUGCCGUCGGAGCACUCGUGGAGUGGAGACCGCUAUCUGCCUGAUUGAGCACCUACUGCAAGAGUUGGAAGAAAGAGGAAGAGACCUUCUGGGUGUUCCUCUGCUGGAUACAGUGAGGAUGGAGCACAUCUGGUGUAUUCAGAAGAGGCACGUGCAGUGUAACAGGACGUCCUGGGUGUGUCUCUCUACACUGCGACAGGCACCACCACCAAGGGAGAAAUAGUGCUUACCAAGUACAGGUGUGCUAGGGGCUCAACAUCACGUCAACGUCGUUCCACUGCCAUCUGCAGAGGUUUAUUCCAGUUUGGAAUGCCCAAUUCCCACUACUUAGUAGGUCCUCGUGGUGGCGCGGUUGCUCACCUCAAUACGGGUGGCAGAGGACAAGUCUCAGUUGCCUCUGCUUCUGAGACCGUGGAUCCGCACAUCUUAUCAUGUGGCAUGCUGUGCAUGACACUGCAGCGACUCACAGCACGUGGAGGCUCAUGCUUCACGCCGCGAUCCACACACAACUUACCACAAGCCCCGUUGAGAGCGAGAACCCCUAAUCGCGAUCACGAGGUGGUUACCCCAUGUGACUCUACAAUCCCUAGCAACCGGGCCAAUGUGGUUGCUUAGGAGACUUGGCUGGAGUCACUCAGCACACCCUGGAUUCGAACUCGUGACUCCAGGGGUGGUAGUCAGCUUCAAUACUCGCUGAGCUACCCAGGCCACCCAGUGCAGCUUAGUUUUAUAUAUAUAUAUAUAUUUAUCUCGUUAAAUAAGCUCUCUAAUAAAAUAUUCUCUUUCUAAUUAUUUAUGUAUAGGAACCAGUGCAAACACCCUGCAUUUUCAGCUCUAUCUCCUGGAAGGCCUCAACAGGUGGAACCAGGAUCGGGCAUGAGCUUUCCUGGCCACCAAGCCAUCCUCUCUCCUCACCUAUCCAGGCUCUGAACACUGACAGGGAGCUUAUUGGAGUGAAUUACCUACUCAGCCAGACAGGACAGCCACUUCAGAGGGUGGACCCAGAUUCAGAGGACACAGACCAGUUGCUGGAGGACGUUAAUGUGGAAGAGCAGGAGGAUGAAGGAUUUCAAGAGGAUCUCACACUGACCCUACUAUAUCCUUACUUCUUGAAGACCUCACUACCACUGCUGGCGGGGAAACACCAAUAAUUCAGCUAGCUGCUGCACCAUCCUCCACACUGCCAGCUACUGCUUCCUCUAUCCUGCCUGCCUCCUCAACCAUCCUGCCAUAUAAAUGCACACAGUUAUCAGAUUUAUUUUAUUAUACACUUUCUCAGGCUGUGGAUGACCGAAAUGUGCCAGGGAUGGACCGUGUGGAUAACCUGGCAGAAUAUAUAGUGGAGCUGAGGGACACAACAGGACUAAAUCUCAGCAGUUAGCAGGCCAGCGAUAUUGUGGGCCUCUGGCAGAACAUGCUUGAUGAUGACAAGCAGCAGGUGGUGUUUUUUGCCAGACACCAGGACAGACUGACCACAGGGAGAAUUAGGUCUCUGAAAAAGAAGGCAGUUUUCACUCCUGGGGUGGACAGUCUAAAGCGUUGUGUGUUGGGAUCAACAGCUUUGCCUGUCCAGUUGCCAAACUGUUGCUGGCUUGUGGAGGCCGUUUUUGUGUGACUGUGCUUAAUCCACAAAAAUUCCAAGAGGAAGGGGAAGGGCUCAUUGAGAAGAUGAACUCUGAUCUUGCAGGACUACCUCAGGAUCGGGCAGCUGAUCCUGGAUAACAGGGCCAUUAUGCAGAACACAAAUCUGCAACUGGUGUAGGUGAAUCAGACCACUCUAGUCCAGUGGCACAAUGACAGAGUGAGAAGCAUAGGUGGGUGAGGCUUAACCUUCACCUGGCCAGUAAACUGUCUCAGUUCCCCCACCUCAUAUAGCCUACAAAUUUUAAUUACUGGCGGGAAGGGAAAGCUGACUCUAGAUCAGUGGCCUUGGCCAAAUUCAUCAUUAAACGUAAAUCGCUUGA
Messenger RNA from Myxocyprinus asiaticus (Chinese sucker), 7342 nucleotides. RefSeq lists its product as uncharacterized. Lineage: Eukaryota; Metazoa; Chordata; Actinopteri; Cypriniformes; Catostomidae. The transcript has 7 exons. The coding region runs from base 1 to 1086 and encodes 361 amino acids. The record is from RefSeq and is a predicted model, not a curated record.